GAAUUUUCCCAAAAAAACCUAAAACCCUAACUAACCUAUUUAAACACCCCUCGGCUCAACAAUCACAUCCAUUCUCUGUCUUGGUCACAAUCUUCUCUGCUUUCUCGCAUCGCCAAAACCAAAAAGUGCUUCUCCCUUCCACGAUUUCGAUCUUAAUCUUACCGUGGAACCGUUUGUGAAUGGUGGAAACGAAUCCGAUUGGUGAUAAGUUUACUUUCCCCCUUCACAUCCAAAGAGCAAGCUUCCUCCUCCCCCUCUCUUCUUCCUCUGCUUUCUCUUUCGGUUCCUGCAAAGAAGGCUGGUACUUUCGCUGCCUCGGCCUCGACCCGUGAAUCUCAAUCUCAUCAACAAACCCUAGUUUCAUCUCGUAAAUUUAGUGUUUUAUUUCUGUUGAAAUUUUUUUCGAAGAUGUUGCUCUACAACAAGCAGAAGAAGAACGCUAAGGGAAACAGAAUCCUUAUCAGCGUUACCGUUCUCGGUAGCGCCGGUCCGAUCCGGUUCCUUGCGUACGAAGAAGAUCUCGUAGCUUCGGUUAUCGACACUGCUCUCAAGUGCUACGCUCGUGAAGGUCGCCUUCCUCUUCUCGGAUCCGACUUCAAUGAUUUCAUUCUCUAUUGUCCCAUGGUUGGACCUGAAUCUAUGAGCGCGUGGAAAGGUAUUGGAUCGCUUGGUGCAAGGAACUUUACUCUGUGUAGGAAGCCAGAGGAGAAGAAUAAGGUGGUCAAGGAAGGUGAUGUUGCUAGAAAAGGAGGAAGCUUCAAAGCUUGGAUCAACAAGUCCUUCAGUCUCAGAGUAUUGGCUGUGUCGUGUGAAUAACCAAACAAACAAACGUCACUAGUCUAUUACUUUAUAGUAACAGAGCUGAUACAGUGAUUCAGUGGUAUGUGUUGUGCCCGUGAUGAGAAGAAUAAUAUGGUGAAGAGGAGACGUCAACGUAGAAUCCAAAAAUAAAAAUGAUCAAAUAUGUGUUGAUUAAAAAAGGCUAAAGAAACUUUGCAACAGAAGAAACAAAAAAAAAAGUACAGAUAAUGAUCAAUACAGUAGAGUAGAUUCCGUACUAACCGUGCAUUCCACAGCCUUGCCGUGCUUCACGUGUUUUACUUCUUCCAUCACGAAAACGAUCCCUGCCCAACUCUCAUUAUCCAACACUUAUAUUUCUAGAUGCUUCUAGAAGUACUAAAAUGACACGAUGUGUUUGUGUCUCGCUGAAACGUGUACAUCACGCUAAGGUUUUGAGACAUAUACAGUAUAUAGUAAACUAUUAUGACUAAGCUCUACACAAUCACUACACACAAUUUACUCGAGGAGAAAAUAUAUUAGAUUAUCCUUUUCUUUCUUAGUUUCCUCAGGUACUUAGAUUAUCCUUUUCUUUCUUAGUUUCCUCAGGUACCAUACUUGCGGUACUUGUUGUUUAUGUAUGUUGUGAAUUCGUACAUCUGUAAACUUGGAGAAAAUUAACACAACUUCGGUGAGGAAGCUAGAAGAAGAAUUUGUGGCGAAAAAUAUCAACGAGCGAUUCAAAUAAACUAAGGGCUUUUAAGGUCCAACUAUUAGAAGUUUAAUGGGCUGGAUGGUUAAAACAUACAAGACUCGAUUUGAACAGACCAUUGAAGUUCAUCAAUAGAGGAAAUACAAUCUACUUCUCAUGGGAGACCAGUUUUUCACUCUCAAUAUAGAACACUUUGGAUGCAAGGGGUGAUGAAUAACAAUUUCUAUCAUAUGCUUCUCCUCUAUCCUUUUGAAAAGUAACAAUUUUAACUAAGCUAAAUUUUCAGUUGAUAGGUGAAACUUAAGUAAAAUUUAGACCAUUUGCACCUGAUGCCUCAUUUUCAAACACGUCUAUCUCUUCAAAGGACAAAGCCCAACAAUGGUCUGGGCCAUAUAUAUAUCUCUUCGUUUUUCCGUUUUCUAGUUCUCACAGUCAAGGGUUGUU
Brassica napus (rape) is the source of this 1933-nucleotide messenger RNA. RefSeq lists its product as uncharacterized. Bases 409 to 816 code for a protein of 135 amino acids. The transcript has 3 exons. Lineage: Eukaryota; Viridiplantae; Streptophyta; Magnoliopsida; Brassicales; Brassicaceae. The record is from RefSeq and is a predicted model, not a curated record.